Triticum aestivum (bread wheat) is the source of this 1425-nucleotide messenger RNA. RefSeq lists its product as uncharacterized. Gene Ontology annotation, molecular function: DNA binding. The record is from RefSeq and is a predicted model, not a curated record. NCBI's taxonomy places the organism in Eukaryota, Viridiplantae, Streptophyta, Magnoliopsida, Poales, Poaceae. The transcript is spliced from 4 exons. The coding region runs from base 116 to 1183 and encodes 355 amino acids.
UCCCUCUCCCACUCGCUCACUCGCUCACUCGCUCGCUCACUCACGCGCGCGCACGGAGAGCUAGCCAAAGGAAGGGAAGAGGAACUGCCAUUUCGGGAAAGGAGGAGGGGGAUCCAUGGCCGCCGGCGACGUCGCGACGGUGUUCCUCGAGAUGAGCCUCGGCACCCGCCUCGCCGUCUCCUUCCCCGCCUCCUCCACCACCGUCGCCGACCUCAAGCGCAGAGUGAGCCAUGAGCACGCCGCAUGUUUCCCCCACCUUGGCCAGAUCGCCGUCCAAUCCAUCAAGAUCGAGCACGGAAGGUCGUGGUUCCACCUCGCCGACUCCAUGGCCGUCCGGGACGCUUUCCUGUUCCAAGGGAUCAACGAACGCUGGCACCUGCAGGUAGACGCAUCUCUGCAAGUUGACCAAGGGAUGGUCACCCAGGGACACAGCGGCGGCGCAGACUCUGCAAAUCACUCUGCACCUGCGCCUGGUCGUGGCCAUGGAUGCGAGGGGUCGUCGAGCAGGAGGUGCCGCAAGACAUCAAGCUCUGAUGAGAUGCUGCCUGAUCAGGUUGAAGCUGAAGCUCAAGCUCAAGUCACCCCCAGUGAAAGGGAGCAGCCAUUGACAGGCAAGGGCGAAGGAAGCAGCGACGGGGCAGAACAAGACAGAGAGCAGGGGGCAUGGGGGAGAAGGCUGCGGCCGAGGACCCAUGUUGGUAAAACACCAAUUACUUUGUCAAGCGGCAGCAGCAGCAGCUCAGAGUCGGAGGAAAUGGACACCAACACCGUCGGCGGCGGCAGCAGCAGCAGCUCCGAGUCGGAGGAAAUGGACAUCAACACCGUCGUCGACGCGCCGGCGCCGCAGUUCGUCGUCGAGCUCAAGAAAUGCCACUUUGUCAAGCAGAAUGGGCAGUACCUGAACGUGCCGAUGGAGUUCGGCAUUGUGCACCGGUACACGGAGAAGAAGAAGGUGCUGCUGCGGAUGGGGGGCGACUCGUGGGCCGUCAGCCUGAAGCACGGCCUUACGUCUACCGGCAGGCCCCGCACGUCCCUCCGGUACGGGUGGCAGCAGUUCCGCGUCGACAACCGCCUCCGCGUGGGCGAGACCUGCUUCUUCCGAGCCCUCCCCGGGGACGGCGGCGGCGAUCACCAUGUGCUCAAGGUGGAGGUGCGCAGGCUAGACGGCAGCUACGCCACCUGACGUGCCUCCAUUGAUCCGUUGCCAUCUCAAGGACCUCUUAAAUUAGAGUGCAAUGCAUUGCAUCGUCGUUGUGGCCCAAGAUUAAUACGGACGUUGCUCCUUCUACUUGUGUUUCGCUUGGAUGCGCAUGCUACUUUCUAUCAACUUUUCUAUUUCCCUAAUUGUUAGAUUCGUAUGACAAUCUGUUGCGCUGGCUAUCUGUACGUGGAACCUAAAAAUGUAUUGUGCUAGCUUGCUAUGUA